Aptenodytes forsteri (emperor penguin) is the source of this 1698-nucleotide messenger RNA. It is a transcript of the gene GABBR2, whose product is annotated as gamma-aminobutyric acid type B receptor subunit 2. The transcript has 14 exons. The record is from RefSeq and is a predicted model, not a curated record. Gene Ontology annotation, molecular function: G protein-coupled GABA receptor activity. Bases 1 to 1698 code for a protein of 565 amino acids. NCBI's taxonomy places the organism in Eukaryota, Metazoa, Chordata, Aves, Sphenisciformes, Spheniscidae. Gene Ontology annotation, biological process: gamma-aminobutyric acid signaling pathway; G protein-coupled receptor signaling pathway. Gene Ontology annotation, cellular component: membrane; G protein-coupled receptor heterodimeric complex.
AUGGUAAAAUUCUUUACACCUGAAUGUGACAAUGCAAAAGGACUCAAAGCCUUCUACGAUGCAAUAAAAUAUGGACCUAAUCAUCUGAUGGUUUUUGGUGGCGUAUGUGCAACAGUUACUUCUAUCAUUGCUGAAUCUCUAAAGGGAUGGAAUUUGGUUCAGCUUUCAUUUGCAGCAACAACCCCAGAGUUGGCUGAUAAGAAAAAAUAUCCUUAUUUCUUCCGGACAGUGCCAUCUGAUAAUGCAGUGAAUCCAGCAAUUUUGAAGUUACUCAAACGUUAUCAGUGGAAGAGAGUAGGAACUUUAACCCAGGAUGUACAAAGGUUCUCUGAGGUGAGGAAUGAUCUGACUGACGUCUUGUAUGGUGAAGACAUUGAAAUUUCAGAUACUGAGAGUUUCUCCAAUGAUCCUUGCACGGGUGUAAAGAAACUUAAGGGUAAUGAUGUUCGGAUAAUCCUUGGCCAGUUUGAUGAGGAAAUGGCUGUGAAAGUUUUCUGCUGUGCUUAUGAUGAAGAAAUGUAUGGCAGCAAGUACCAGUGGAUUAUUCCAGGGUGGUAUGAAAACCUUUGGUGGGAAUCCUGGAUUAAUUCCUCACAGUGUCUCAGCAAAAAUCUUCUUGCAGCAAUGGAAGGUUAUAUUGGAGUGGAUUUUGAGCCUCUCAGUUCAAAAAUGACAAAGACCAUAUCAGGAAGGACUCCACAGCAAUAUGAAAAGGAAUACAAUGCCAAGCGCGGUGAUGGACAAUCCAGCAAAUUUCAUGGUUAUGCCUACGAUGGAAUAUGGGUGAUUGCCAAGACUCUGCAGCACGCAAUGAAGCAUCUCAAUGAGACCAAGCAGCACCAAAAAAUUGAAGAUUUUAACUAUACAAAUCACAAACUUGGCAAAAUUUUUCUGGAUGCUAUGAAUGAAACCAGCUUUUUUGGAGUAACGGGUCAAGUCGUUUUCAGAAAUGGAGAGAGGAUGGGAACCAUCAAAUUUACACAAUUCCAAGAAAGGAAGGAAGUGAAGGUGGGAGAGUACAAUGCUGUGGAAGACAAACUGGAAAUAAUCAACAACAGCAUCAGGUUCCAAGGACUUGAGCCUCCAAAGGACAAAACAAUCAUACAAGAGGAGCUACGCAAGAUCUCCCUGCCUCUCUACAGCAUCCUCUCUGCCCUCACCAUCCUAGGAAUGAUAAUGGCCAGUGCUUUCUUGUUCUUCAACAUCAAAAACAGAAAUCAGAAACUAAUAAAGAUGUCCAGUCCCUACAUGAACAACCUUAUUAUCCUUGGAGGGAUGCUUUCUUACGCAUCUAUUUUUCUUUUUGGUCUUGAUGGAUCCUUUGUCUCCGAAAAGACAUUUGAGACACUUUGCACAGUCCGAACAUGGAUUCUUACAGUGGGAUACACAACUGCAUUUGGAGCAAUGUUUGCGAAAACGUGGAGAGUUCAUGCAAUUUUCAAAAAUGUAAAAAUGAAGAAAAAGAUCAUUAAAGACCAGAAGCUACUGGUGAUAGUUGGAGGGAUGCUACUGAUUGAUCUUUGCAUCUUGAUUUGCUGGCAGGUUGUGGAUCCUUUGAGAAGGACAGUGGAAAAGUAUAACAUGGAGCAUUCUGGUAGGUUUCUAGAAGUAGAGCUUUCUGGACAAACUGACAGCAAGAAACAUGACAGCAACAAUGCAGAACUAGGAAAAAACCAAUUCUACCUGUAUGCAGAUUAG